GGGCGUUUCCUAUUUGUUGUUGUUGCUCAACAGUCUGUUUUUCAUUGCGGGUGUCAUAGCGGAGCCUACACUACUAACUCUCACCACAACUCGAGGAAGAUCCUUUCUUUUACCGCGAUAUUGGAUUUCUGCCCAUCUACGUCGUAACGGCGAAGGAAUGAAAAAUGUCAAACAAAAGGAACAAGCAUCUUAUCAUCCUCCGAGGAUUACCUGGAUCAGGAAAGACAAGGCUUGCAAACGAAAUAUUGCAGGACUAUCGUUCUGGGGAGAUUUAUAGCACCGACGACUACUUCAAGGAAGAGAAUGGGGACUGGAUAUAUCCACCCCCUACUGUUGGAGAGCGUCAUGCUGCACACAAACAUCUUAUAGACGAAGUUUUUGAGGCCAUGAAAGAGCGGGUCCAUCCAAUCGUGAUCGACAACACUAACGUGGAGCAGUGGGAGAUGUGGCCGUAUGUGAACAUGGCCUUCUAUCAAGGGUACUACGUCCUGUUUGAGGAUCUGCAAGAAGAAUCCACGAUCUCCCUGAAAACUCGCUAUAAAUGGUGUAAAGGAUCUAUCAGUUGGAGGACCCUACGAAAUAUGGAGGAGAGAUACGAGUAUGAUGUGGAUUUCUGGAGCAUUUUCAAAGACCCCGAAGUUCGUAAUAAAUGGAUGGAGAUGGAUGAAAAACUGAGUUACUACUGAUGGGGAAUAGCAAGGUGCUUUAAUCUGAACAGCUUCAGAGAAAGUUCUUUAAGAAUGUUUCCUGCAGAAUAUAUACUGUACAUGAUUCUUAAAAUGAUCAAAGAUCUAAUCCAAUCUAAGCGCCAUGCUCUUUCUAUACAGCUAUAUAAACAAUGAUGUUAAGGUCAAUAUGGUUUUGUUGUUAUCAUCAUUAUUACAUCUGUUAAGGGUUUAAUGCCAUUUUUUUUUAUCUUCCAAUGCCAUUACUGCAAAAGACAGCAUUUACAUAGAUGUUUUAUUUUUUAGCUUUAUUUUUUCAUGCUUUACUUUUCAAAUAAUUCAUUUAAUUAAAAAUCCAUCAAAAUAUGUGUACACAA
Molecule: messenger RNA, 1042 nt
Organism: Osmerus eperlanus (European smelt)
Lineage: Eukaryota; Metazoa; Chordata; Actinopteri; Osmeriformes; Osmeridae
Product: NEDD4-binding protein 2-like 1
Exons: 6
Coding region: 165-686 (173 amino acids)
Source: RefSeq, a predicted model, not a curated record